This is a messenger RNA of Drosophila erecta, 4112 nucleotides long. RefSeq names its product proteoglycan 4. The record is from RefSeq and is a predicted model, not a curated record. Bases 626 to 3550 code for a protein of 974 amino acids. The transcript has 9 exons. NCBI's taxonomy places the organism in Eukaryota, Metazoa, Arthropoda, Insecta, Diptera, Drosophilidae.
CUGCAGAAUAAGUCGGUCUUUCAACGCCAGCGGACGUUGUUUGUGCUUGGUUUCCAUCCCCGGGGCAUAUAUUACUCAUACGCCGCGUGGCGCGAUCAGUGGUGGUGCGGAAGUGAAAUUGUUUUGUGAUUGAAAUCACUGCGGCAAACAUGUUAGUUCUACGAAAAUGCCUUCGCUUGGCAUCCGCGCAGGUGACAAGUGUUAAAGUGCAAUGUGCUAAUUAUGUCACACGGGGCGUAUGCGUGCUGUUGAAAGCCAAUUGCAAGUGAAAGCCAAAGUAAAAGGCGCGAACGGGUAGCGGAAAAUCGAAUCGAGAAAGAAGGUGGCGAAGGAACAGGCCUAAACGACCACUCAAUACUUGUUGAAUUAUUAGCCGAGUGUGUGUGAGUGCGGUUGUGGAAGCAAACAACAAAUGUCAACUGCCAAUGCCCCGAGUGUGUAAAAGGAAAUAUGUGAAAGAUACAGCGGAAUCAGGGGACAAACGAAAAUGAAGUGUCAGCGUUCUGGGAUGAAAUUAUCAAUUGGUCAAGCUGCUGCUGAAAUGUGAUUUAUCCACCCGCCGCUGCUGAGGUGUUUUCCGAGUGUUAGCCGUGUGUGCGUGUAGACAACAAAGGGAAAUAAUGUCAUGCAUUGGCUCGACGGAAUUUCUUUGGAUGACAAUUUAAUUAGCGGACGCGCCAGCGGCAGCAACGGCGACAACAGCGACGGCAAUCAGCGGAAAUCAACGCAGUCGAGCUCAUCGCCCACCAAAGCAAAACGAAGACGUCAUGCACACUAUAAGCUAAACAGCAGAUUGGACAGAAAGUCUUCGCGGGGCAUGAUAUACGAAAAUGAGGAGCUCAGGCUGCGCACCAUUAACAUUAAUGCAGAAGUGGAACGAGGGCAAUCGGACAUCAAGCGCUUGCGGCGGGAGAAUGAGCAACUGCGUCGGGAAAUCUGGACUUUGCGGGACGAGUGCGACCGGCUAAACAAGCGCUUCAAGGCGAAGCUCAACGAGCACGAGUUUGGUGGUUGCAGGGGCAGCGGGGGCAGUGGCGGCACAUGCCACGCCUACCGCUGCAGCGGCGGAGGCGGUGGGCGUGGGAGCGGAGGUUGUGAUGUAAACAGUGAUGACUCUGACUCAUGUGAUACGUGUCGCGGGGCAGACGACGGCCACUGCAGCGACGAGUGCUGCAAAGAGGGUGGAUCCUGUGCCCCGCCAAAGCCGCCACUUCCGCCGGAGGUGCCCAGCCACCCAUCCCAAUCCAAAAACGAGGAUGGCAACGGUGCCACCCAGAGCAAGGAGCCGCAGCCCAUGCACUUCGAUCACCUCUCGGUGGUCUCCGAGGAGACCCUGAGCAACCCGGAGCUUAUGCUCGUCCAGCAGCAGGAGCACCUGACGAUAUUCCCCCCACCAGACGCCCACGGAUCGCAAAGCACGCUGCCCAGCUUGAUGGGACCGCUCACCCCGCUGACGCCCAUCGAACUGGUGGCCAAUCAGCUGAACGACCUGCAGGCGAUGGUGCCACCAUUGUCCUACUUUGAGAACAUCCUUUCGCAGCAUAUGGGCGCACGAAAUGCGGCACAAACGCCCUCCCCGGAGUUGGGAACCAGUUCGAGCACCACCACCGGCAAGACGAUGCGGCACACGAACGGCUGGGACUACAACCUGCAGUCGCCCUUCACGCAGCGCAAGUACAACGAGCAGUCGUCGCCGUCCCGCUCGCCACCACCACCCGUGAGCACGAUGACCACAUUUGUGCCCACGUCCACCCUGCAGACGAUGCCGAAGAUCGCCCUGAACGCCCCGCCACAGCCACAGCCACCUCUGCCGGAUGGUGGCGACAUCGAGACGGUGGCCAUCACCACGAAUGCCGCGCAGCAUGCGCUCAACAGUCCGAAGCACUUCUUUGCGCCGAUCAAGCCGCGUUUGAAGCUCAACACCAAGCUGGCCAAUCAGGGACAGGAUCUCGAGCCGGACGAUCUGCCGCCGGGAUCACCGCCGCCGCCCUUGCGAGAUCCGCCGGAUAUCUUCGUGAAUAACGCCCUGGCCUCGCCCUAUCAACGCCAAGUGUCCCCACAAACGGAUUCGGUGAACUUGGAGUCAAUUCUGAACGACAUCGAGACGAUUUCGGAGGAUAUACUGGCCAUUCAGCUCGAGAAGAGCAAGUCUAGGGACAACCUAAGCCACAAUAAUAACAAGGACAAUGAAAGUGCGAAGAAACCCUAUCGCUCCGAAAUGAACCUGUAUCUGCAGUAUGACGGCACAAAUCCCACCAUUUCACCCGCCACCACGGACACCCAGAGAACGGAAAUGGGAACAAACACAUCGGCGGUGACCACGUCCAGCGAAUCGGGAAACAGUGGGAGCAGUAAAUUAGUGCGACGCACCCGAUCCUUGGAGAGGGAGCACACCGACAGCCCUGCACCGCACAUUCCGGACCCCAUGGCACCGUUUCCCGACAAGUGCACCUACCUGGGAUUCGAGCAGCUGAACCAGGCGGCGGGUGGUGCCGGGGUGCCUCCUCAAUCGCCGAAUGGCCAUCGGCCUCCCAUCGCAGCCAAGCCGAAUGUGCCGCUGAAACCGCCGCCCCCACUACCACCCGCCCGCAGGCCAACCAUGCCCACGGAACCACCGCCCCCGCCUCCAACCACUUCCGCCUCUGGCGUAAUCGGUCUGCCGCCCAACAAGAGUCACCUGUACAAGACCCUCGCCUCGGCGGCUGCCAAGAGAGCCAUCUUCCGCUCAUCCCCGUCGCAGUUAACCAGGUCCCUGGACGUGGAACCCACUGCAUCGGAUGGGGAGGCGGGCGUGGCAGGUGACCAGGCAGCUGCUGCAAAUUUGGAUGAGCUGGCGCGGCGGAAGGCUCGCCGCGUGUCCAUCGUUUGUGGAUCCGGACAGGGCGGCCAGCAGGACGAGGUGGCCACGCCCGUGACUACCGUGCCCAUGGCUACUGCCAGUUGUGUGGACCUGAGCACGGUGCUCACUCACCCGACCAUCAAGGCUUUCAAGAUGAGCCACAGCACCCCCAACUCGCCGUAUUCCUCGCGUCGUCGCACCAACAGCAACUCGAUGGCAGCUCCACCGGGAACACCGGUGGGCGGCGGACACCCCGAAGUAGGCGCUACUGCAUCGGCACCGCCCAGCACCACCCACCAUCACCACCAUCGCAAGGAGAGCAGUGAUCCGGUUCCCAUGACGGCCACUGUUAGUCGCACCAAGUGCUCCAGGCGGCACUCCGAGGGCACCGUUCACACCGUCCACCGGAACAGCGCCGCCAGCGCAGGCGGAGGCGGAGGAGGUGGUCACCACCAUCACAGCCACAGCCACCACCACCCGCACAGCGGCAUGGUGAUCAGCAGCAACCCGCACCACAGCCACCAUUCCCACCAGGACAGCAACCACGAGACGGUCACCUCGCUGUCCGAUCGCAACUCCAACAGCUUCGCCUCCUCGCGCGAGUCCUCCACCAGCUUCAGCAUGCGAUCCAAUCGCCGGAAGAUCUCGGUCAGCUCGCACACGGGCGGCAAGAUCCCGUGGUGCGGCUGCUGGGGCAAUGGAUGCCUCUAGAUUGGGUGGAGGUAUAAUCAGCUGCCGUCCAGGAACAAAACUCAGUGUAGUUCACUCAGCUUUCAGAAGCAAUCAAAAUGAAAUUGGAUAAAUAGGAUAAAUAGCUUACAAACAAUUAGCCAAAAUCAAAACAAAUGCCUGUCACAGUCGAUAAAUAAGGCAAGUGCCAAUGGCAGUUGAAUAUUGCUUUGAAAGUGGUUUUCCAAUUAUUUAAAAAUUAUUUGCUGAUAAGUAUUGAAUUUUAAGAAUCAUAACUCAGUGACAUUUGAAGUUUAUAUUAUAGUUUCAAUUUUAUUAUUUGGGGUUGAAUUUAAACUACUGUUUGCCUCGGCUGACUUUAUUCGAUUUGAUUACGGAAUUGUUAUAAAUUCGUAGCCUUAAAAAAUAUGUGCGACUGCAGCUAAGUGAAUUAUACUGAAUUCCACAGAGGAGUGUACAUUUAUAAAUCUUCAUAAUCCACUUUAGGUGUUUGUAUAUGGUUAAGUAAGGUUAGAUUGCUUAACAAAAGCGGAGCAGCAUUUUGUUUCUAGAGACUAAGUACAAAACCCAUUUUAAAAAGUUA